Messenger RNA from Gordionus sp. m RMFG-2023, 2164 nucleotides. RefSeq names its product serine/threonine-protein kinase ULK3-like. The coding region runs from base 118 to 1767 and encodes 549 amino acids. The transcript has a single exon. The record is from RefSeq and is a predicted model, not a curated record. Gene Ontology annotation, biological process: protein autophosphorylation; reticulophagy; piecemeal microautophagy of the nucleus. Lineage: Eukaryota; Metazoa; Nematomorpha; Gordioida; Chordodea; Parachordodidae. Gene Ontology annotation, molecular function: ATP binding; protein serine/threonine kinase activity. Gene Ontology annotation, cellular component: cytosol; phagophore assembly site; phagophore assembly site membrane.
UGUAGUUUCAUCGUUUAGCAUUCACCAAAAAAGAUUACCAUAUGAUAGAUGGCGAAGUGUGUGUGGGGCAUAUUAUGUAAUUGGUAAAUAUAUAAAUCCCCAAAAUAACUAUUAUGUAUGUCUAUCAAUAAAAACGAUAUUUUGAAUCCAUUAAAGGAGAUUCGAUUUUUAGAAAAGUUAGGUUCAGGAUCAUAUGGAGAGGUUUUUAGGGUCCAACAUUAUGUAACUAAAGAAAUAUUUGCAAUAAAGUGCCUUAAACGAUUGAUUUUAUUGUCGUCAGCUCAUGAAAACCUUUUUACUGAAAUUUCUCUAUUAAAGAGGAUAAAUCAUCCUAAUAUAAUAAAAAUGAUUGAUUUUUUUUGGGACUCAACAUUUGUUUACAUAAUGAUGGAAAUAUGUGAAGGUGGAGAUCUUGCAAAAUUCAUCAAAGUAAAUAUUAAAUUAUCAGAGAAAUUUACUCAACAAUGUAUAUCCCAAAUUGCCAAUGCAUUUCAAUAUUUAUAUAAACUAAAAAUAUCUCACUUUGAUCUAAAGCCAUCAAAUAUUUUAUUAAAGUAUGAAAUAUGUAAAUAUAGUUCUGCUAAUAUAGAACCAAUUGUUAUAAAGAUUGCAGAUUUUGGUUUGGCGAAAUCAUUAAAAUAUGAUCCACAUGUGAAUAAUAUUCGAGGAUCAUUUUUAUAUAUGGCACCUGAAAUUAUAGUUAAUAAAUUAUAUGAUUCUAAAGCUGAUUUAUGGUCUAUAGGAGUUAUAUUAUAUGAAUGCUUGUAUGGCCAGCCUCCUUUCACUUCAGGAAAUUAUAAUGAACUAUUUAAAAAAAUAAAAUCAUCAGACAAUGUUAUCAUUCCUAAAUAUCCAUUAAUAUCACCCUCAUGUUUGGAUUUACUUAUAAAGCUGCUACAAAAAAAUCCAGUUUAUCGAAUAGAUUUUUUAUCCUUUUUUUCACAUUCAUUUAUUACAUUUACAUCUCUGAAUUCUUUUAUACAAACAGUUGAACAUUCAAAGAUCAUUAUUUUGAAUGCUGAUUACUUGCUUGAUAAAGCAAUCAGAUCUGAAAAAUUAAAUAAUUAUAAAGAUGCAUUAUUUAAUUAUAUUAAUGCUGCUCAUGUUUUAUUACCUCUCCUAAAUAUUGGAGAUAUCACUAGGCAAAACAACAUGAAAAAUUUUAUUUAUCAAAUUGUUGAAAAGGCAGAAUAUCUUAAACAGAAUCAUGAUAAUAAAUUAAAAAACCUAAGUUCAAAACAUGAAAAUCAAAAUUUAAUUGACCAAAAAUUUAAUAUUCAGCCUUGUUUGAAAGAAAGUGCCAAAUCUAAUAAAAUAUUUCAGGAUCCUGAAAUUAAAGCAUCUUUAAAAUUAGCUGAGGUGGCUAAAUUAUAUCAAGAAAAGGGAGAUAGUAAAUCAUUAAAAAUUGCUUUGCAGAAAUAUGACUUGUGUAUUAAAGCACUCUUUAAAAAAUUAAAAUUGUUUACUGAAUCAUGUGAUAAAGAUCAAUCACAAAAUGAUACUAUUUUUGGAUCUCUGACUGAUUCAUCAAAGAUUAUAUUAAGCUUAAUAGAUGAAUGGAAUAGUCAAGUUGAAGAUAUAAAUAUUAUUUUAAAUCUAAAUGAAAUGAACAACAGAAAGGAGAAUGGAAUCUACUAUGACUUAAAACCUAAUUCGAAUGAUUUUAAUCUUAAUGAAGCUCUUAAUAAAAAUAUCUCAUCAAAACUAAGGAUGCAAUUUUUGGAAAAAUUAUUUAUUGAGCCUCAUAUUAUUAAAGAUAAAAAUUAAUUUAUUUAUUGAGAAAGAUAUAUAUAUAAAUUUUUAAAAACCUGACCAUUUAUAUAGUUGCAAAAUUAAUUGGUAUUAAAUAAUUCCUUAAUUUUUCUUAUACCUCUUAAUAUUUAUUUUACUCUUGGUGAACAUUCAUUCUGUUAAAUUUUCUUUUUAAUCAUUAUAUCAUAAGGAGGACUGAGAACCCAAACCCUCGAGAUUCAAUUAAAGCCAAACCCAUUCUUAAAAUUUAAGAUUUAAAAUUGUUUUAAUUCUUAAUGAUAAUAUUUUUGUAGUUAUUAUGAUAAUUCGCUUAAAUAAAAAUUAUAAAAUCCAUAUAUAAUAUUUGUUUAAUAAAGUCUAUAUUUUUUAAAUUGUAUUGUAUUAUUAUAAAUAUGGUGACUAAAUUUACGGA